Messenger RNA from Andrographis paniculata, 3864 nucleotides. Its product is annotated as PWWP domain-containing protein 3-like. The record is from RefSeq and is a predicted model, not a curated record. The coding region runs from base 307 to 3540 and encodes 1077 amino acids. NCBI's taxonomy places the organism in Eukaryota, Viridiplantae, Streptophyta, Magnoliopsida, Lamiales, Acanthaceae. The transcript is spliced from 2 exons.
ACCCAGCAAAGCAAGCAGCAUUUAUAUUCCUUAAUUAUUACUUUUAGGAAACAGAUGCACCUCUACGCUCUAUAGCUGCCUCUCCCUCUGCCGAAUCUUUCAUCUCUCAAACCCUAAUUCUGCGCUCUGCUUGUACAAAAUUCAGGAUGAUUCUCGAGGACGAUUAGGGAGCAUCGCCUUGCACACAACUGUUUAGCGUUUCAAAAAUUUCCGGGUGUCGAUUUCUCUUAUCCGAACUUUCGGUGGUGUCGUUUUGAUUGAAGAAUUUUUUUUAGGGCUUUUUGUUCUCGUCCGAAAUAUAUGUAAAUGGCCACUUUGGAUGAUAUUUUAGCGGCGAGCAAAGUUCUUGCAGAUAAUUCAUCUGGCAAUCAAAACGGUGACUCUGGUUCUAAGAUGGAAGAUAAUCGGAAUUGGGUUGGUGAUGUUAAAGAUAAUGAUGGUAAUGCUCCUGCUGCUGAUACAACUAAAAAAAUGGUUGAAGUGGAGACUGUUGUUGAAUCUAUAUUUGAUAGCAAUAGCUGCUUUGAUAAGACUGAGAAAGAUAAGGUAGUUGGAAAUUUGAACUGUGUGCCUACCUGUGGCACAAGUGAUGAUGGGAUCGAUGUUGAAGUAAGCGAUAAGAGGAAUGAAAAUACUGAAGUUGUGGGGGGUGAAAAUAUUGAAGAUGGGCAGGACACUCAGGAGGACAGUGGUCAAUGUAGAGAUAGUGAUGAUAACCAAUUGGAUGUAACUAAGAGAAAAUCUCUGAAUGCAGAUACGGAUGGAAGUGAAAAAGGACUGGUUAAUGGUGAGAAGUUGGGGGAUUUGGACCAUGGGUUUCAUGUGGGGGAUUUUGUUUGGGCUAAAAUCAAAUCUCAUCCAUGGUGGCCUGGGCGGGUCUAUGAUCCAAGAGAUGCCUCAGACUUUGCCAUGAAGCGCAGACAGGAUGGCCAUCUCCUUGUAGCCUUUUUUGGAGAUGGUUCUUGUUCUUGGUGCUUGCCUUCACAGCUUAGACCCUUCAUGGAGAAUUUUAAAGAAAUGUCUGUUGGUAGUAAUUCUAAGAGCUUUGUCAAUGCUGUACAGAGGGCAGUUAGUGAGAUUGGUAGAGUAGUAGAGUCCGAGAUGAUGUGUGGGUGUGUACCGUUGGCAAAAAGAGAUGGCCUUGCCAGGCCACUGGUGACAAAUGCUGGAAUCAAAACCGGAAUUCUUGCACCUGAAAUUGACGUUUCUCGACUUUCUUUGCCCAAAUAUGAGCCAGCGGAAGUACUUGAAAGAGUGAUGGAACUUGCAAGUACUGGUAAUGUUGAUGAUGUAUUUGAGCUUGCAGUUGUCAGAUUUUGGCUAUCUGCUUUCUAUCGAGCUGAUGGUGUGUAUCCUUUGCCCACAUACAGUGAGCCCUUCCUUAUUGAAGGCAUGGAAGACAAGAAUAAGACCGUGAGUGAAGUUAAUGAUGAUUUUAGUGUUCCGAUUGAAGUCCCUAUCCUUGGACCUCUGGAGGAUGACUGGUUGUCUAAUACUGCAAAGCCCCAGGCCUCAUCUGGUGAGAAGAUUUAUCAUAGAAGGAAACAGAAGAGUGUUGCUGAGCUUAUGGGGGGAAAUCCUAUUGGCAAAUCCAAAGGACAGGAGGAAACAACAGCCAAAGAACGAAAGGAUCUUGGGAAGUUCACAUCCUCCAAAAAGAAGAAGAAAAGUACUGAUGGAGAAGUAGGAGAUGGUCGCCCUCAGGAGGGUUCUUCAACAGGAAGGGUCGGUAGAAAGAGGAAGGCAGAGGCUUCUGAAUCUCUUAAACAUUCAUUAAAGAAAGUUUCAAAUACUGAGAACAGUGGCAGUGGGAAUGACGCAAGUAAAGGUACUUCAUCUGGAAAACCGAAGAAAAUUGAGGUUGUUGCUACGGAAAAUUCCUCUGGUGAAAGCAAGGAGGACACAGAAAUUGUGUCAACGCCAAGGGAAAGAAAGAAGAGCAAAUACUUGUGCCCUCCAUAUACUACUCCCAUUUGGAGGGUGGGAAAUCAAAGUUUUAAAAUGGAAGCAACACCUGAAAUGGCCGACAAUGUGGGAGAGCACACGACCGAGGCUUCUGCAGACCCUUUUGCCUCAGCAUCUGUUUCAAAGUUAGCCGACAAAAAAGUGACUGAAGGCCAUCAGGAAGGGCGUGAUGCAUCUGUUAAGGACAUUCCUGAGACAGCAGGGAACACAGAGAAAUUUAGUUUUGCUGCAUCUGAUGUUAAUAUGCCUGUUGAUAAAUUGGUAUCUGAUAUCCAAUCUGCUGCUCUCGACCCACUUUACUUGACCAAGGAGGAUUGUCUUGAUGAGGUUUGGUCGUUUGUUUCUGCACUAAGAAGCUCAAUCUACUUGCACGGAUCAAACUAUAAGUUACACCAGAAGUCCAAGACAGGUAGCAAGAGAAAAUCAGUAGCCUCACAACAAGGGAAACAAGAAAAGGAUGUUUCCCAUGAAAAAGUCAAGUCAGGUGAAAAGAGAAACCGUGAAGAGAAGAAGAAAGAUGGAAAGACGGGUCCAUCCAAAUCGAAAUCCAAGAAGACUACUGAGGUUUUGGAUGGAAAUGCUUCUUCAAGAUUGAAAUCCAAGAAACGUAGCAAGGGUUUGGAUGUAAAUGCUUUACCAUCCAAAUCGAAAUCCAAGAAGACCAGUGAGGUUUUGGAUGAAAACGCUUUAGCAUCCAAAUCAAAAUCAAAGAAGGCCAGUGAGGUUUUGGAUGAAAAUGUUUCACUAUCGAAAUUGAAGUCCAAGAAGGCUACUGAGGUUUUGGAUGAAAAUGCUUUAGCAUCCAAAUCAAAAUCGAAGAAGGCCAGUGAGGUUUUGGAUGAAAAUGCUUCACCAUCAAAGUCAAAGUCCAAGAAGGCUACUGAGGUUUUGGAUGAAAAUGCUUCACCAUCGAAAUCAAAGUCCAAGAAGUCUACUGAGGGUUUGGAUGGAAAUACUUCAUCCAAAUCGAAGUUCAAGAAGGCUGCUGAGGUUUUGGAUGGAAAUGCUUCACCAUCCAAAUCGAAGGCCAAGAAAGCUACUGUGAUUUUGGAUGGAAAUGCUUCCCCCUGUCUUCUUCUAAAAUUCGCACCAGAGUAUCCUUUGCCAUCGAAAGAGGAAAUCGUGAGCUUGUUUAGUAAGUACGGGAGCCUCAACAAAAGGGCAACUUGUGUGGCUACAGAUUCUCACUCUGUCCACGUUGUAUAUAAGAAUGCUACCGAUGCAGAGGCAGCUUUUAAGUCAUCUGUGAACGAGAGACCAUUCGGUGACAAGAAUGUUGUUGACUAUCAGUUACAGGAAUCUUCAGGUACCUCAAAGUCUCAUCCAAAACUGACUCCUCGUAAACGGGCUGCCGAGAAACCUGUCUAUCCCCACUCAACAUCGGAUGAUCUUUUGAGGGAUGUCCAAGUCAUCAGACAAAAACUCGAUAUCAUGACAGCUAUACUGGAAAAUUAUCAUUCCAAGUUUUCAGCUGAGGACAAAUCUGGCUUGAAGCAGGAGAUGAAAAAUCUUCUGGAGAAUGUUGAAACAGCAAGUGAGAAGAUUCGGGUCUUGGCCGAGAACUCCCCGGCUUGAGCUUGAUUGAGUGUGCGUUGCACAGGUAUUAACGACACCAUCUUUCUCUGUUCUGUUGCCUAUGUUGAUGAGGUCUAUGCUCUUUUUAUUUUUUUGUUGUUGUUGUUGUUGUUUUCUUAAUGAGGGAGGAACUUUUGUAUGAUAUAUGAUAUAAUGUGAUAUUAGCAGCACAAUCAGGCGUAAGUAAGUAUACUAUUACUAUUGGAUCAGACAUCCUUGUUUGUUUUGUUGUUUUAUGCUCCUAGUGGUUUGCUUUCUCAUUCGACUUAGCUUUUAAACCAGACAUGGAUAAUAAAAGUGAUGCCUUUUGUUGCCUUGCUUCUC